AUGGCGUCGACCUCUCACGCAUUCUUCACCUCGAUCCCAUGGACAUCUCGCCUCCUCGCCUCCCCCAGCGUCCGCACAGCCCACCCCUUCUCACGCACGCCGAAACCUCUUACCGGCGAGGACUCACUGAUCGCCGGUACCCUCGCGACUUCAUCCACGAUCCCCCACUGCUUGAUCUACUAUCCCCGCCCUUGUUUCGCAGACGCAGAAGUCAAUGCGAUAAAUGUGCUGCUGAAAGUAGAAGAUGGAUGUAACGGCUACCCAUCUAUCCUCCACGGCGGCAUCACUGCAACGAUUAUCGACGAGGCCAUGGGAAUGCUACUGCAACUCCAAUCUGAACGCUUGCAUCUCGGUCGUGUAGCUACUGGUCAUGCAUCAGGAGAGAUCGCAUCGGGCGUGGAAGCAUUUACAAAGAGUCUGAAUGUGGAAUUCAAGAGUCCUAUCAAGACGCCUGGGAUUAUACUUGUCAAAGUGAAAGUGGUGGAGAGAAAGGGGAGAGGGAUUAAAAUGGUUGCGACGGUCGGACAGAAGGUCGGGCAGGAGGAGGAAUUGGAUGGGGAGGUGAAGGUGUGUGCGACGGGGGAGGCGAUAUAUGUCACCCCUAGAGGAUCGAAGUUAUAG
Aureobasidium pullulans EXF-150 is the source of this 621-nucleotide messenger RNA. RefSeq lists its product as uncharacterized. The record is from RefSeq and is a predicted model, not a curated record. Lineage: Eukaryota; Fungi; Ascomycota; Dothideomycetes; Dothideales; Saccotheciaceae. The transcript has a single exon. The coding region runs from base 1 to 621 and encodes 206 amino acids.